UUAGCGCAUGCGUAUCAUGUACCACGUGUUGAAACAUGGCGGGGUAUCCCCUGGAUUUCUCGCAGAAUGGCGAAAUUCUGGUGUAUUCUAGCCCAGACGGAGUUCUUAAGCUUUGGGAUUCAUCAACUGGACAACUAAAUAAAGAGUACACACCAAGCUCUCACCUGUCAGCAACAUGCAGUUGUCUGUCAUGGGGCCCAGGACGGCACUUGUCGGGUACCCCAAAGAGAAAAAGAAGAAAGAAAUCAAGUGGAGGAAUGGAAGAAAUUGGGGAUCUUGACCUCAUCGCAAUUGGUACGACCAAUGGAAACAUUCUGUUGUACAGUGUUGCCAAAGGAGACAUCCAUACUCAGUUUGAGGAGGGUCACACAGACACAGUCAACGGUACGUGUUGGCACCCCGAAGCACCAACCUUGUACAGCUGCUCCAGUGAUCACAAUGUCAUAGAGUGGGAUGUUGUCACAGGCAAAGUCAAACAGAAGUGGAAGGCCGACAAGGGCAGUGUAUAUUCUGUGUGCAUGUGUUCACACAGUCACCUUCUCACAGCUGGCAGGUCAAUCAAGUUGUGGGAAAUUCAUACACGGCAGGUUUUAAAGAGUUUCACUGGCCAUGCAACAGAAGUAUUCAGACUGAUUUCUGUUCCGUUAAUUGGGGAAACUCCUCCGAAUCCAAACUCAGCUGAACAUUCAUACUUCCUGUCUGCUGCCCGGAGCGACCGAGUCAUUAAUGCAUGGCAGAUUGACACAUCCUCCAAGGACAAAAAUGCCCUAGCUUCUUUCUCUCUACCUGAUGAACCUGUCUAUGUAAAUAUUUCCAAGUCAUCAAAAGAUCAGUCCAUCUUGUUAGCGGUUGUUACAAAAAGUGGUCAAGUGCUAGUGUUUGAACACACGUUAAAUGGGAGGUUAAAAAAGCCACUUCGUCCAAAGGUUAAGAUACAGGUGGUGACGGCUGGCGGCGGUGUUAAGGAGGACACACCCCGACCAAUCCCGGUGCUCGCGGCUCACAUACAGGGAGGAAAGGAGAAGAGUUUAUUGCUAGCUCAUGGCAGCUACCUCAAACCUACUUUCGAGAAAGUGGCGUAUGACCCCUCCCAGCCUGAAGUGUGUCUUAUCCGAGAAGACCCACUGAGGACUGCCUUUAAGAAAGAUGGAGGCGUCUCAAAGAUCCGGACACCAAGCAUCUCUAAGGAAGCCACAGUGUUGGUGCCAGCCAACAUGGUGCCCAAAGACCCCAGUUUGUCUGCAGACAAAAGGCGGAAAAGACAAAACUCUGUUGGAGAGCUGACGAUGGAAGAACGUCUUCACGCCAUCAGCCUGGACAAGAGUGACACCAGGGGAGGGGCUACUGCACCUCCUACUGCUGAGAGCGUCGUCCAUCUCCUCACCCAGGCACUGCAGAGUAAAGACAAGAAACUGCUUAGUACUGUGCUACACCGAAGCAGUGAGAAAGUGAUACAGAAGACAAUACGGAAACUCCCCAUAGUGUGUGUGCUUCCCCUCGUACACGAGUUGUCCAAGAGAAUGGAGGGACACCCACAAAGUGCCAGUAAAAGUGUGAAGUGGCUGAAGACGGUGAUGGCUGUGCAUACAUCCUAUCUGAUGACAUUCCCUGAAAUUGUUGACAAGCUGAGCUCACUAUAUCAGAUGAUGGAUGCUCGUGUCUCCAUGUUCACCAAGUUGUCACGGUUACAGGGCAAACUUGACCUUGUCCUCACACAGAUCACAUCACAUGACCAGGAAGAUGAGGAGGAUGCUGGGAAAUCUCAGCAGCCAUUGUUGUUAUAUCAGGAUGAGUCCUCCGAUGAAGACUUCCCAAUGGAGGACAUCCUUCCGAGUGGAUCUGGGGAGGACUGGGACGAUCUGUCGGAGAUGAGCUCCGAUGAAGUGGAGGCCAAUGGAAAGAAAGAAGACGAGGGUGUAGAGUCGGAGGAGGAAGAUGACGAUGAUUCAGGGGAAGAAGAGGAGGAGGAGGAAGAUAUGGGAUAACAAGGAAUGAGAAUGCUGAAGGACUUAUACAAUCAGUGCAGUUUACAACUUAAACUGUAGCCUCUCUGAGAGUAUUAAGAAGUGCCGUGGGAGGAAGAAACAUACAAUGAAUUGCAAGAUGGAUGGUCUGUGUGGUGGCUGUGUGGGAAAGAUCAGAAGUGGAAGAGACAAACAUGGGCCAGCAAAUACCACAGACAGAACCCCCUCCACAUGACAAUCUUAGCUCUGUAUCGAUCUUGCAUCACACCAUGAUAUCCUCCCACAUCUGACUUAUAUGAAAUACUGUUCAAAGUGCGUUAGACCAAACUCACUCACUCACUCCCUGCAUGUACUACAUGUAUCAGUUUUAUGGCGGGUUUACCCUUGCCCUCUUCCAGAUUGGUGUCUUGGCAAGAUAGCAGCCCACAUAAUCAGGCAUGCAGAAGGAUGCUAAGCGUCACAGGUGGCCUUAGACUCAUAAUAAACCUUGCCCAUGGCUCGAAUACUGUCUUCGUUUCUUGACAUUUGGCUGAACUUUUGGUCAAAAGUGAAAGCUACCAAACUUUCAUGCAGGGAAGUACACUGACCACACAAUACACUGACCACAUGCAUUGACCACACAAUACACACAGAGUAUGCACACAUCAGUAACUUUGAUAACCAGCCCUUUAUGGAAGAGACAUAAGGUGCUGGGGAUAUUUGUUAACGUGAAUGAUACUUGUUAUUGCAAGGUUGUUGUCUGUAUGGUGAACUCUGUGCAUGCAUAUCAACAUUGAAACCUAGGAAUUCUCUACUUUACUAAGGAUAUCAAAAUAAACUCCUUCUCUAUAAAACAGUAUCUGCAGGAGAAAUGGCUCAAUGUUUACCUAGUGUGUACAAAUAUGUAUAUAUGUGCAUAGAAACUACAUGAAAUGUCCUCAGUAAGAUCAGAUUAUGUAUAUCCUUGCAAAGACUGGAUUAUUUACUUAAUGAUGCAAUAUUAGAAGUUUCUUAACUUAACUAAUGAUCACCAUUAGUUAUGUUUGAUUCUGCUUAUUUUGUAACAAUGUGCAAUUGACAAUUGUUUAACAUGUUUAUAAUCAUAAUCAACUUGGUCAACCUGUACUUGUUGAUCCUAAUCUGGAGAUUUUGACAAUAGUUACUAGGCAAUUAUAUGCCCCGUCCACACCGUUAAAAGUCUCGAAUAUACACAAGAAAAUAUGGAGUCAUGUAAAUUUUCGGGGCUUAGUACUGGGCUCUCAUAAGGAUUACGUCCCUUGGGCGCGCCAGAAACCUAUGAUUGUGGGUUUGAAUCCCGGUUCGCCACGAUUAUGUUUUUAGGUUUGUCAGCACCAUACCCAUGCUCGUGGGUUUCACCAAAGUGGUAAACAUCUGAGACCUGCAUCACUUUGGGUUUUCCUCCCACAUUAAGCUGACAUGCCGUGAUAUAACUGGAAUACUGUUAAAAGUGGCAUUAAACCCAACUCACUCACUCAUUCAUAAGGAUUACUUUCAGGUUGUUCAGGGGAGGGAGCUUGAUACUGCCAAUAUGGUAGUGAAGGUUGUGCUAUCUGAGACCAUGUACUCCAUUGUCUUGAUGUUGUCAUGGGCAUUGUUACUUUGUCGUCCUGGUAGAAUCUUCUUUGGCAUCACUGUUAAUGGAUAUCAUGUUUUCAAUGAUCCAAAGGGCUUUGUUUGAUUGUCCAUCAAAUAACUUGGAUUUUAUUAAGUUGUUCUGUAGGAUAUUGCAGCAACAAAAAAUGGCCCUCCCCACAUAUUAUUUGGUGGGUUCCUUUUAAUUCGAAGCUUUCUGCAGCAAGUGGUAGAUGGUUGGUCAUCAGAUAUUUUACAUGACACAAAUGAGUAUUAAGCUCAGUUUGUAUGGUCUUGGAAUCUCAUUUGAUGAGCAAAUGUCUGCAUACUUCUGUCUUUGAUCAAUUGAAACUGUGUGGACCUAUUGGCCUCCCUGCUACAGCAGAUCCAAGUAACAACACAAGAUGAUCAGGUGGCCCUGGUGUCAUACAUAAUCUGAGGACUCGUGCUAUAGAUAUGAGUUGGUAUAUUUGGUUCGUAAUUACAUGUCCGAUAAUUAUGUCUUGAACUGUACUUGCUAGCUUUAAUUUAGAUUUCAACUCUUGUCUUUCAUUCCUUUAUCAAAUUACAGUCAAAGCAAAGUCCAUGAUUAUCACCAUGAUUAUGAUGUAUGAUAUGAACAUGAAUACGAUGUAGUUUCAUUCUGAAGCCAGCUGCUACACCAUGCACUGUGUGACAGGGCAUGGCUGUACUCUAAGACAAUAAACCAUACAAA
This is a messenger RNA of Haliotis rufescens (red abalone), 4251 nucleotides long. Its product is annotated as WD repeat-containing protein 43-like. The record is from RefSeq and is a predicted model, not a curated record. Gene Ontology annotation, cellular component: nucleolus. Gene Ontology annotation, molecular function: protein binding. The transcript has 17 exons. NCBI's taxonomy places the organism in Eukaryota, Metazoa, Mollusca, Gastropoda, Lepetellida, Haliotidae. Gene Ontology annotation, biological process: maturation of SSU-rRNA from tricistronic rRNA transcript (SSU-rRNA, 5.8S rRNA, LSU-rRNA). Bases 36 to 1985 code for a protein of 649 amino acids.